This is a messenger RNA of Ceratotherium simum simum (southern white rhinoceros), 1317 nucleotides long. The record is from RefSeq and is a predicted model, not a curated record. NCBI's taxonomy places the organism in Eukaryota, Metazoa, Chordata, Mammalia, Perissodactyla, Rhinocerotidae.
GCCCUGACUUAUUCGUUUUUCAGGGGCAGAUGACAGUCUAUGCGAAGUUUGGCAAAAACGUUUAUCUUCCUAAAGAUGCCGAGUUCUACUUUAUUUAUAACGGAUCUCAUCAGAGACACAUCGUGAUUGCAGAGCCCACGGAGGAUAAUGUUCUCCAAUCCAGCAUUCCAGGCCACGGGCUUCAGGAGACGGUGAUGGUGUCUGUGUGCCUCUGCUCGGAAGGUUACUCCCCGGUGACCAUGGGCUCUGGCUCGGUGACCUACGUGGACAACAUGGCCUGCAGGCUGGCCCGUUUGCUGGUCACCCAGGCCCAUCGCCUCACAGCUGCUAGCCAUCAGACCCUGCUGACCCCGUUUGCCCUGACGGUGGGAGCAUUGCCUGCCCUGGACGAGGAGCUCGUGUUGGCUCUGACCCAUCUGGAGUUGCCUCUUGGGUGGACUGUCUUGGGCAAUUCUUCACUUGAAGUUUCUCUACACAGAGAGUCUCUCCUACAUCUGGCUGUGAGAUGGGGCCUGGCUAAGCUUUCCCAGUUCCUCUUGUGUCUCCCUGGGGGAGUCCAGGCCUUGGCUUUACCCAACGAAGAGGGUGCCACGCCGUUAGACUUAGCUUUACGUGGCGGACACUCGAAGCUGGUUGAAGACAUCACAAAUUUCCAGGGCAGACGUUCCCCGGGCUUCUCCCGCGUGCAGCUCAGCGAAGACGCCGCCCUGCGGUACGUUCACUCAUCAGAGACCCUGACCCUGACGCUUCACCACACAGCCGAGCACUUGCUGGAGGCAGACAUUAAACUCUUCAGGAAAUAUUUUUGGGAUAGAGCCUUUCUCAUGAAGGCUCUUGAAGAGCAAGAAGCCAGGCCAGAGGAAAGAUUGGAUAUGCCCUCCAGUGCUGCAGAAGCUGAAGAAGAGAUUAAGGAUUUGGUGUCCGGCAGAUCAUCACCUGAGGAGGAGGAUGUAAAGUGUGCGAAAAGCGUGGUGGUUCAGCUGAGGGAACAUGAAGACCAGGACAGUCUAGAUUUGGCUCUCUCUGUCUGCAUUGUCCUGAAGUUCUUCUGAUCUGUCACUGAUGCUCAAGAGAGGAGCAGCCUGCUGCAGUAGUUUGUUGACCUGGGAUUUAUCCCAGUUAAGUGGCUCUCAAACUUCUCCAUGCAUGAGAAUGAGAAAGAACACAGUAUCUCCUGAUCCUACACUUUCAUUUCAGUUUGGUGAUGGUCUCUACUGGUGGAGAUUCCUGGAUGUCUCUGAGGCAGCCAAGGGUCCAUGGAUCUAUGCUUACCCCAAGAAUGGCCUGUAGCCUUAGAAGAACAAUGGGUUUUCUCUA